CGACGAUAACAAAAAUAUUGUUGAAACUCAUUUUUGCAGUGAUAGAGCUGGUUUCUUAAAAGAUGAUGAAAUUAUCGAACAUUUUCGCUACCCUGAUGAAUAUACUUUUAAAUUAGUUGCUGGAAUUGUUGCAUUUACCGGUCUUACGCGUGACCAGUUUUGGGAAAAUUUUGGCGAUUUUUAUGUUGACUAUCUUUGUGAUAACAGCUGGGAAGAGCUGCUGCGAUCAAUGAGUCCUGAUUUUGUGAAUUUCUUCAAUGGAUUGGAUUCAUUGUAUCAUUUCAUAAGUUUUGCCAUUUACAAAGAUACCAGAAAAGGACCGUUAUUUCGAUGUGAAAAAUAUGACGACGGGGAUUCAGUUUUGCUUCAUUAUUAUACCAGUCAGCAUGGAAUACAUCCUAUUGUCAAAGGUGUAGCACGCAAAGUGGCAAAAAAAUUCUUCGGUAUGGAAGUAAAAAUUACGCUAAUUGAUCUAAGCAAAUGCGAUUUGCAAUAUGCAAGUAACGCGCAGCAACAAGAACACGCUGUUUAUAAAGUUGAAGACAUAACGCAUUGUGGCUUAUUAUGUCGUAAAUCUGUAGAAGUUAUGGGCAAAACUGAUGGCAUACUACAAGUAAACAAAGCGGAUUUCAUUUCCUUACAACCGUAUCAUUUCAUAGCCGAUAACAAUUGUAAUUUAAUACAAUGCGGGAAAGGCUUUUACCAACACAUUUCAAUGGAAUCAUUAACGCCUGGGACACCGUUGGAAUGCAUAUUUGAUAUCAUCUGGCCACAGAUAUCAUUCAAUUUCAAUGCAAUAUACAAUCUUAUCAAUGCAAUAUUCAUUCUCCAAUUAAGAAGAGGGAUAAACAAUGAGGAGCCUAACAGUGUUCGAACUACCACAUAUCAGAAGAAAAAGUUAAAGCUGAAAGGACAAAUGAUGAUUUUGGAACAGAGAAAUUGGUUACUGUACAUUGGUUCACCAGAUAUAAGUACUAUUUCUGAGCUAUUUGAAUACGGAAUGCGUCUGGAAGCAAUGCCGUUACAUGAUUUCACUCGAGAUGUCAUACUUCUUAAUCAGCAACGCCUUUCCAAUAUUGAGCAGAACAUGCAGCUGCAAGCAAAUAAUACUCAAAUGGAGGAGCAAGCACGGAAUAUGAAAUGUGAACGAGUUAAAACGGAAACAUUACUGUAUCAAUUACUACCGACAUUUGUUGUUACGCAACUUCUUAACGACAAAACGGUGAAUGCUUAUGAAUAUCAAGAAGUAACAGUAAUGUUCGGUGAUAUACCAAAUUUUCACAGUAUUGUUAUGGGUUGCAGACCACAACAAAUCAUGAAAUUACUGAAUGAAUUGUUUACAAAGUUUGAUCGUUUGGUUGACAAACAUUCCGUAUUUAAAGUAGAAACAAUUGAUGACACAUAUGUGGCAGUGGGUGGGAUACCGGAAGAGACUGAUAAUCACUGUGAAAUAUUAUGUCAUGUGGCGCUUGGCAUGAUUUUUGAAACACGAUCCAUUAUUAAUCCGAUUACUGAAAGACCGCUCCAAAUACGUCUUGGCAUCAAUUCUGGACCAGUUGUGGCUGGAGUGAUUGGCAAGAAAAUGCCCAGAUUCUGUCUUUUCGGUGAUACGAUGAAUACGGCAUCACGUAUGGGUAGUCAUGGUGUACCCGGAAAGAUCCAUUGCAGCAAAACUUCUUUCGAAUGCGCUCAAAGAACGGGCAAAUUUAUUUUUGAAUAUCGCGGUAUGACAAAGAUUAAAAAUAAGGGCGUAAUGGAAACAUACUUUUUAAAAGCGAGUAUCAAAAAAUCCAUCUGGGAAAUCAUUGGAAUUGAAAGAAAUAUCAAUGAACAUUCCAUUGAUGGUUAUGCUGAGCUGGAAGAAGGUUUGGAACAGAAUGAAGUAAAGAAUUGUCAAAUCUGUACAAUUCUCUAACUUUUUAAACAGAAAGUUGGAUUUUUUUGAAUUUGAUAUGAAUGAACGGACGGAUAAAUAUUGCAUCAAUUCAAUGAUGUUUCAGAUCGUUCAAAAACUGAAAUAAAACGGGAAGUAUGAAGUAUG
Loa loa (African eye worm) is the source of this 2041-nucleotide messenger RNA. RefSeq lists its product as hypothetical. The record is from RefSeq and is a predicted model, not a curated record. The transcript is spliced from 13 exons. Lineage: Eukaryota; Metazoa; Nematoda; Chromadorea; Rhabditida; Onchocercidae. Bases 230 to 1915 code for a protein of 561 amino acids. Gene Ontology annotation, cellular component: guanylate cyclase complex, soluble. Gene Ontology annotation, molecular function: guanylate cyclase activity; heme binding. Gene Ontology annotation, biological process: response to oxygen levels; cGMP biosynthetic process.